GUAUGAACUCACUUCCGCUCUUAAUGAAUGUAGAGAAUAUUGCAAGUUUGUGAAUCGGUUUCUCUAAUUCUUAUUUGUUUCUAAUAAACAUUGACUUACAUUAAAUUUUAAUGAUAUUAACGUAAACGUCUGUUAUUACGUUUGGAUAUAAAUAUACUGGAAAUAAAAUCAUGGCUAGUAGCAACGAAGAAAAUAAUAUUGAAAAAGAGGUUGAAUCUGCUAAAGAAGAGGUUAAGGAGGACAAGCCGGUUGAAAAUUUGAAUAAUGAUAUUAAUAAAAAGGAAGAAAAUAUGGAAACAGAAGAAAGUAAAGAAACGGAAAAAAGCAAAGAAAUAGAAGAAGUAAAAGAAGCUACGGAACCAGAAGAAAAAAAGGAAGAAGAAAAAACUAAAGAAGUAGAAGAAACUAAGGAAACGAAAGAGUCCUCGGAACCAACAAUUGAAUUGUUAGAACAGAUCAAGGAUCAAAUAGAAUUCUACUUCGGUAAUGUGAAUAUGCAAAGAGACAAAUUCCUUUCCGAGCAGAUAAAAUUAGAUAACGGAUGGAUACCCUUAACGGUAAUGCUCAAUUUCAAUAUGUUAGCCACUAUGACCACCAGUUGCGAUGUUAUAGUGAAGGCUCUUGAAUCAAGCGAGUUAAUUGAAGUAUCAGAGGAUAAGACAAAAAUAAGGCGGUCAACUAAAUUUCCUCUACCAAAAUAUGAUGAAGAAUAUAGAAAGGCGCAGGAAGAAAAGACAGUUUAUAUGAAAGGAUUUCCAUUAAAAGAUACAAAUAUUCAGAAAUUAAAAACUUACUUCAACCAAUACGAACCAUAUGAGAACAUUGUUAUGAGAAAAUAUCAAGACAAAGACAAGGUGCUAUGCUUUAAAGGUUCUAUUUUUGUACAAUUUAAAACUUUAGACGAUGCUAAAGCUUUUAUGGCAAGAAAAUCUGUUAAAUAUAAUGACGUGGAAUUGAUUAGAAAGUGGUCGGCUGAUUAUACUGUUGAACGUGCAAAUGAACAUGAAGGGAGGAGGCAACAUUAUCAAGAAAUGAGAGAGAAGAAAAAUGAAUCCUUACAGAAGGAUGCUAAAGUUUUAGAGAGCGUUAAUUUACCAAAAGGUGCUAUUAUUCAUUUGGUCAACAUGCCAAAUAAAUGUAGGAGGGAUUUAAUCAGAUCAUGUUUUGAAAAGUUCGAGGCUCCUAUUGCUUAUGUUCACUAUGAAUGUGGCGAUAAAGAGGCAUGGAUUCGUUUCCAGGAAGAGAAUGUAGCGAAAACUAUUUUGGAUAAAUUACCAAAUAACAAAGUCGUGAUCGAAAAAAAUGAAAUAACUUGUCGGGUAUUGGAGAACGAAGAAGAACAGAAGUAUUUGGACGAAGUUAAGAAGUAUAUCGCAAAUGUUAGACAACGUAACAAAAGCAGAAUGGACAAUAGAAAAGGUCGUUCAACAUAUAAGGGCGGAAGAAAAAGGCAUAUAUCUCCUCCAGCGAAUCAACCUCCGGUAAAAACGGCAGCCCAUGAAUAGUUAUUUCUUAAAUUAUCCAAGAAAUAAAACAGGUAGAUGAAAGUUUUUCGUCUUAGACCUGCCAUGUAUAAUAAUAUAAUUCAUGCUAUUGUAACCAUUUAAUUAUUUACAAAGCACACAGAGAAAGUUUAAACAAUUUAGAAAUGCUAGACAUUCUUUUUUAUUAUUCCGAUUUAUAUUUUCUUUUUUUCCGGAUAACUGAAAGAUUUAUGUUAUAUAAUAAGGAAAAUUAAUCUAUAAACAAAAUCCGGAUAAGAGAAAAUAAACAAAUGAUCUAUUGUAUUAUUAUAUAUGCAAUACCUUAAAAUAUGAUUAUUUUUAUACGGUUAUUGAAAAUCGUAAUAACUAGAUACUGUAAUAGUAUUUUAUCGUACACGAUGAGAACCAUUCAAAAUAAAGUUUGUAAUAAUGUUCCUGAGAGAUUAAAUUAUAUAUUAAUAUUAUUAUUAAUUUUAAAUCUAUUCGCAAUAUUCUUUAUUGUUUUCUUUUUUUUUUUUAUCACUUUUGCAAAUAAUAAUAAUACAUAUAUAUAUUAAGAAAUACAUAUCGUACCGAUAGAGUAUUUAUAAAUAAGUGUGUUUAUUGUUUUACAGUGAAAUUUACAAAUUGUAUUUGAGCUAAAGUCGCUAAUUAAAUUUCACCAUCGUUUUUAAUUUAUUUUUUGCUUUUUAUAUUAUUUUACGUGCUUGAUAAAUUUUUUUUUCUUUUCUUUUUUAUGUACGAUCAUAAAUAAUAUCGUUUGAAGUAUGACUACAUAAUACGAACAUGAGAAGGAUUGUUUGCGAAUAAUGUUUGCUUAAAAAAAUGUUUGCGCGAUAACGUAGUUUGAAAAUUAUCAAAAUCGAUACGAUUAGACGAUUUUUUCUUUUGUCGUUUUUAUUUUUUUUUUUUUUUCGUGUAAGUUUUACGCUAAUUACAAGAGUAAUUUUAAUUACACGAUAUUAUUACGGCCUUAAAUCAUUAUUAGCUUCUUAUCAGCGAAGAAGUGUAUUUUAUUUAGUCCUCUCUUAAGAAUGAAGGAUUUAGUUAUUUUCUAUAUUUUUUCUCUUUACUUUGACGUGAUUUAAUCAUCGAGAAUGUUUUUUUUCAGAUUUAUUAUCGUACACGAACGAAUAUGUAUUUACUUUUUCCUCCCCUCUUGUUUUUUUAUUACUUUUUUUCCUUUUUUUUUCUUUUUUUUUUUUAAGAAAUCGAACUUACGUAAUCUUUUAGAUUUUUACUCGUCGUUGACCAUGUUUUUAUUUCUUUCUUUUAAUCUAUUUAUUCAAACGAUCGAGCACGUCUCUUUUCUUGCUUACGAUAAAAUCGUAGUAUUUGUCUUUAUUUAUUUUAUUUUAUUUUUUUUUUCUUUAUUUAUUUAUAUGUUUUUUCAAAAGAGAUAUGGAUUCUUUCGAAGUUGCAAAUGCCACUACGAUUUUCUUUUCGAGAGUUUCUUUUUUUUUUUUUUCUUUUUAAAUAUAUUAUAUAUAUUUAUAUAUACAUAAUACAGUGUCGAUUUUAUUUUAUUUUCUUUUAAAUAUCCUCCAAGGUUCCUAUCAAAUACACAGGCUCUUUUUUUCAUUUGAGAAUUCGAGUUAUUAUGAGUUGGUCGUGGAGAAAAAAAA
Polistes canadensis is the source of this 3109-nucleotide messenger RNA. It is a transcript of the gene La, whose product is annotated as la protein homolog. The record is from RefSeq and is a predicted model, not a curated record. Bases 171 to 1505 code for a protein of 444 amino acids. The transcript has 7 exons. Gene Ontology annotation, biological process: RNA processing; positive regulation of translation. Gene Ontology annotation, molecular function: RNA binding. NCBI's taxonomy places the organism in Eukaryota, Metazoa, Arthropoda, Insecta, Hymenoptera, Vespidae. Gene Ontology annotation, cellular component: ribonucleoprotein complex; cytosol; cytoplasmic stress granule.